UACCCCGCUCCCUUAACCCCGCCCUCUCUUUACCUACCGGCGGUAGCUGGCCGGGUGGGCUCGCGCUGAGACGCUCGCGCGCGCACGCGCACACAACGCGGAGCGGAGCGCGAGACAUCUAGGAGGGGAGUAAGAAGCAUCUGAGGAGGCGACAGAGGAGGCGGUGUGUGUGUAUCUGCGUGUUCUAUGGUGUGGCUACUCGAGGGGCGAGCGGAGGCUUGAAAGAGGGCGAGGGAGAAGCAAAGAGUCUCCCUCAGCGAGAGCCUCUAAUCUGGUUGCUAUGGAAACAUAUGACCAUAUAAAAGGAAGUCCAUCCUGAUAAUUCUGAUACCUGAGAUGCAACUGAACUGAAGAGUGGAACAGGAAAAAGUUUAGUGCCAACCUUAAUUACAAUGGCUACUGAUUCAGGGGAGCCAGCUAGCACAGAAGAUUCUGAGAAACCUGAUGGAGUUUCAUUGGAAAACAGAGUUCCUCAGGCUGCAGCAACUUUGACAGUGGAAGCUAGACUAAAGGAGAAAAGCAAUACCUUCUCUGCUUCUGGAGAAACUAUAGAAAAGAAAAGAUUCUUUCGAAAGAGUGUUGAGAUGACAGAACAUGACAAAGUUGCUGAAUCUUCCUCCAAAGAUGAGAGAAUAAAGACUGCAACAAAUAUUCCAAGAGUAGAAAAGCUUCCUACAAAUGUGCUAAGAGGAGGACAAGAAGUUAAAUAUGAGCAAUGUUCAAAGGGAACGUCAGAAUCCUCAAAAGAUUAUUUCAAGGAGAAAAAUGAAAAGGAAAUGGAAGAAGAAGCAGAAAUGAAGGCUGUAGCUACUUCUCCUAGUGGCAGGUUCCUGAAAUUUGACAUAGAACUGGGAAGAGGAGCAUUUAAAACAGUAUAUAAAGGACUGGACACUGAAACAUGGGUUGAGGUUGCUUGGUGUGAGCUGCAGGACCGGAAAUUAACCAAAGCCGAGCAGCAAAGGUUCAAGGAAGAAGCAGAGAUGUUAAAGGGUCUCCAACAUCCCAAUAUAGUUCGAUUUUAUGAUUCCUGGGAGUCUAUAUUAAAAGGAAAGAAAUGUAUUGUAUUAGUGACGGAACUUAUGACAUCAGGAACCUUAAAGACGUACUUAAAACGAUUUAAAGUAAUGAAACCAAAGGUCUUAAGGAGCUGGUGCAGGCAGAUUUUAAAGGGGUUGCAGUUCUUGCACACUAGGACUCCUCCUAUUAUUCACCGGGAUCUGAAGUGUGACAAUAUUUUCAUCACGGGACCCACUGGAUCUGUGAAGAUUGGUGAUCUAGGACUAGCCACCUUAAUGCGUACAUCAUUUGCUAAAAGUGUCAUUGGUACUCCUGAGUUUAUGGCCCCAGAGAUGUAUGAAGAGCACUAUGAUGAAUCUGUGGAUGUCUAUGCUUUUGGAAUGUGUAUGCUGGAAAUGGCUACUUCAGAGUACCCUUAUUCUGAAUGCCAGAAUGCAGCUCAAAUAUACCGUAAAGUAACUAGUGGUAUAAAACCAGCCAGUUUUGAUAAAGUCACUGAUCCUGAAGUGAAAGAAAUCAUCGAGGGAUGUAUUCGUCAAAACAAAUCUGAAAGGUUAUCUAUAAGGGACCUACUAAACCACGCAUUUUUUGCGGAGGAUACAGGACUAAGAGUGGAGUUGGCAGAGGAAGAUGAUUGCUCAAAUUCAUCCCUGGCUUUAAGACUCUGGGUUGAAGACCCUAAAAAAUUGAAAGGCAAACAUAAAGAUAAUGAAGCUAUUGAAUUCAGUUUCAAUUUAGAAACAGAUACACCUGAGGAAGUAGCAUAUGAAAUGGUCAAGUCAGGAUUCUUCCAUGAAAGUGAUUCCAAAGCUGUUGCUAAGUCCAUUAGAGACCGAGUGACCCUGAUAAAGAAGACAAGGGAGAAGAAGCCAGCUGGCUGUUUGGAAGAACGCAGGGAUUCCCAGUGCAAGUCUGUAGGGAAUAUACUCCCUCAGCCCCAAAAUACAUCUUUGCCCCCUCCUCCUGUUCAGCACACUGGGGCAGAAUGUGAAGAAACUGAAGUUGAUCAACAUGUGCGACUACAGCUUCUACAAAGAAAACCACAACAUCACUGCUCCUCUGUUACAGGUGACAAUUUGUCUGAGGCAGGAGCAGGAUCAGCUAUACACUCAGAUACUUCAAAUCAGCCCAGUGUAGCCUACUCCUCAGACCAGAUGAUGGGCUCUCAAAUGGUUUCUAACAUGCCGCAGACCGAAAUAAAUAUUCUGGAGAAAAUUUAUCCAUCCCAGCAACUAGUGGGACAUUACCAGCAGAUUUCAGGGUUGCAGAAGCAGCCAAAGCUGACUCAGCCCCAAAUUUUGCCUUUGAUUCAAGGUCGGUCCACUAUUUUGCCUGUGCAUGUCUGUGGACCUCCAGUUGUCUCACAACCCCAGGUUUCACCUUUAACUGUCCCAAAGGCCUCACACAUAAAGCCUGUAUCCCAAGCAGUUGGAGCUGAACAACAAGCAACUCUUCUAAAACCAGAUUUAGUUCAAAGUUUGAAUCAUGAUGUGGCACCUGUGAAGGAAAACACAAAUACCCCUGAUAACCCAAGUGGAAAUGGCAAACAAGAUCGGAUCAAACAGAGAAGAGCUUCCUGUCCUCGGUCAGAGAAGGGAACUAAAUUUCAGCUUAUUGUUCUUCAGGUUUCUACCUCUGGAGACAAUAUGGUGGAGUGUCAACUGGAGACACACAAUAACAAGAUGGUCACCUUCAAGUUUGAUGUUGAUGGUGAUGUACCAGAGGAUAUUGCAGACUAUAUGGUUGAAGAUAACUUUGUCCUGGAAAGUGAAAAAGAAAAAUUUGUGGAAGAAUUGAGGGCUAUCGUUGGUCAAGCCCAGGAGAUCCUUCAUGUUCACUCUGCUACAGAAAGAGCUGUUGGAGUUGACUCUGUUACUGUGGAACCCAGCAGUAGCCAAACAGGAUCAUCUGAACAAGUACAGAUAAAUUCUGCGUCCAGCCAAACCAGCAAUGAAUCUGCUCCUCCUCAGUCAUCCCCAGUUGGUCGAUGGCGAUUUUGUAUAAAUCAGACAAUAAGAAACCGGGAGGCUCAAUCUUCUCCUUCUCUUCAGCAGUACAUGCCUACAGUUCCUGGGUUAAACCUACUUUCUAGUCCAAGAAACAUAAGUAAUAAGGAAAUAACACAGGACACACUGCUUACUCUAGAAAGUAAUCCGUGCCAGCGUGUACUUUUCACCUCCACAUCACAACACAAGGAUGUAGUUGAUGGUAAGAUUUCUGAAUAUGCCAGUGUAGAAACUAAGCAGCCAGCUAUACUUUAUCAAGUAGAAGAUGACAAGCAAAUAACGGCACUAGUUGCUAGUAGUUCCAGUCAUACUGCUACUUCGGUUCAUGCAGUUCCACUUGAAUGUGAGGGACUCACCAAUGAAGCAGGCAUAUUUCUACCUGUGUAUCCAGGUCACCAAGCUGCCAGUCAGGCAGCUUCUGACGAGUCAACUCAGAUUGCUGCUAACUGUCUUACAACCCCGGCAUUUAUAUCUGAUCAAAAGCCUCAAUCCUUACUAGUGCAGCAGCGAACUACGGAUGCAGAAUUCAUUUCCCAAGAAGGAGAAACUGCAGCGAACAUGGAAGCAAGUUCUCCUAAGAUGGUCGUUCCCACUCAGAAUCCUGGCCUUGAACCAACCAGCCUUCUAUCCUCUACUGUCCUGGAAUCAGAUGGGGAAAGACCUCCAAAAAUGGAAUUUGCAGACAACCGAAUUAAAACUCUGGAUGAAAAAUUAAGAAAUUUGCUCUAUCAGGAGCAUAACAUACCUAGCAUCUACCCUGAGAGUCAGAAGGAUACCCAAAGCAUAGACUCUCCAUUUUCUUCCUCUGCUGAAGAUGUACUCUCAUGUCCAGUGCCAGAAGUCAUAGGCACCAGUCACUGUGGAAUUCGAGAUAGUACUGCACAGUCCCCUAAUUUUCAGCAGACAGGCUCUAAGAUUCUGUCCAAUGUGGCUGUGAAUCAGCCUGCUAACAUAUCAGUGUUCAAAAGGGACCUGAAUGUGAUAACUUCUAUACCCAGCGAAUUAUGUUUACAUGAGAUGUCCCCAGAUGCUUCACUUCCGGGAGAUCCAGAGGCCUAUCCUGCUGCUGUGUCAAGUGGUGGAGCCAUUCAUCUGCAGACAGGAGGUGGAUAUUUUGGCCUAAGCUUUACUUGUCCUAGUCUCAAAAAUCCUAUUAGCAAGAAAUCCUGGACUCGCAAAUUAAAAAGCUGGGCAUACAGGCUACGGCAGUCAACCAGCUUUUUCAAGAGAUCAAAAGUCCGUCAAGUGGAAACAGAAGAUACGAGAUCAGCUGUUGUUCCUGACCCCAUUCAUCUGACAGGAGAGUCCACAACUGAUACUAGGUCUCUGAGUAAAUGUAAAGCAAUGAGUGGAUCAUUUCAGCGGGGUCGGUUUCAGGUGAUUACAGUUCCCCAGCAGGAGCCAGUGGAAGUGACAUCUUUUGGAAUAGAACACAUAUCAACAUUCAAUAAAAUGACAAGUCAGUCUAGUGAAGAAACUUUAGCCUUUACUGACACAGCAAAGCCUCAAUUUGUAGAAAUGGAACCUGUCACACACAAUCCACAAACUUCACUUUCUUCUCAGAAGUUACAAGCUCUUCACGAAACCUUCAAAGAAGAUCCAAGAAUUUCCAAACAAACUGACAACUUUUCAUCUUUUAGUAUAGCUUGUGAAACUGAUAUAUCUUUGAUGACUACAGAAAAGGAAUUGGAAGAAAAUUCAGCCACAGGAAGUAGCAUGCAGUCUGGAUCUGAACUACUUAAAGAGAGAGAGAUACUUACUGCUAGGAAACAGCCUAGCUCUAAUAGUGAAUUUUCAGCCGCUCUUCCUGACAGAGGGAAAUCAGUGGCAAAGACUGGUACAGAGAGAGAAAAGCACUUACCACUCUGUGAAGAAAAAGCCUGUGUUCAAACACAGAGCUCACACUUUUAUUCACCGUCUUCCCCAAUGAGCAGUGAUGAUGAGUCAGAAAUAGAGGAUGAGGACUUAAAGGUGGAGCUUCAAAGAUUACGAGAAAAACAUAUUCAGGAGGUGGUAAAUCUUCAAACCCAGCAGAAUAAGGAGCUACAGGAUCUCUAUGAACGCCUUCGAGCGAUUAAAGAUAGCAAAGUCCAAUCAUCAGAAGCUCCUGUAUCACCUGCAUCACCACGUAGACCAAGAUCUUUAAAAAGCAAACUUCGAAGCCGUCCCCAGUCUUUGACACGUGUGGACAGUGGCACAGUUGCUACAGAUCCACUGUGUGUGGAAAGUAGUGCAGCAUCAUUCCAGCAAUCUUCAGUUAGUAAAAAAGGGAUGUUCACAGAUGACUUACACAAAUUGGUGGAUGACUGGACAAAGGAAACAGUAGGAAAUUCGCUUAUUAAGCCAAGUUUAAACCAACUUAAACAGAGUCAACAGAAACUAGAAACAGACAACUGGAACAAAGCAUAUGAAAAUACUCCAUCUACUAUGGGCUACACACCAACAUGGAUUUCUUCUCUGUCCCAAAUCCGUGGAGCUGUCCCAACCUCCUUGCCACAAGGACUGUCACUCCCUUCAUUUCCUGGGCCAUUAUCAUCAUAUGGAAUACCCCAUGUUUGUCAGUAUAAUGCUGUGGUGGGGCCAGGGUAUCCAGUACAGUGGGUAGGAAUUUCAGGAACACCACAACAGUCUCUAGUAAUUCCUAACCAACCUGGGGGACCGUUCCAACCAGGGAUGAAUUUGCAGGCGUUUCCAGCUUCAUCAGUGCAGAAUCCGUCCACGAUCCCUCCUGGUCCCAAGUAAAUCAGAGUAGAUAAUGAAGAAAAGGGAGUUUUUUUCAUAAUUAUUUUCAGGAUACCUAAGGUAUUAAACUUUCUUCUUGGGUUCUGCCAUAUUUUCCCUCAUUCUGAGUUUACUUUCCACUCUUAUUUUUUGUUCCAAUGUAGUAUUUGAUAUAGCUCAUCACCUGUAGAACUGUGCAGUUUGUACAUAGAACACUGCACAUAGAAAUGUUUUUUCACUUCAAAUCCUAUCCUCUUUGAUACUUGAUUUUUAAAAAAAUGCCGUUUAGAAUGCUUAAAUACGCUCAGCUUGAGCAUUAUCAUUUCCAGGACACUUUCCACACGUUGCUGAGAAGCCCCCAUUUUUUUUUUUAAUUGCAUUCUCUGCAGCUAGAUGAUACUUUUCUUUAAAAGGUAUAAGAACUAUUUAAAUUUAUAUUCCCCAAACAUAGACAAAGUGAGACUCUCCAGCAGGGUCUUAUGAGAUUCUUCAUGUUGUUUAUCUUAGGUUUACCUUUCACAGAAGGCAGGGUAACUUGCUGUAGUAAAUGUUUUGGUAUAUAAAAUUAGAAUAACUUUGUCAACCAACAUAGAACAUGAGCCCUUUUUAAUGUGAUUUUCUUCCCGUCGUCACAGCAGUAGGAGUGAAGCCUUGUUUUAGGUGAGGCGGAGAGGAAGGAAAAAACAGAACUGUAACAGUUCCUUGAUUCUGCAGAUAAUGUAGCUGCGUUAGGAUUUCCGUAGUAAUUCAAAGCAGCUAUCUCUUUGUUUCUCAUGUGCACACUACAUUGUAUUUGAGCAUGAGAGGCAUUGGUUUGGCUUGCAUUCUUUUGCAAGGGAUAUACUGCAGCUGAUAUGAAUCCCAUUUGGGGGGAAUCUUUGUAUUCCUAACAAAGACGAUUCAAGUUACACCUCUAUUAAUCCAUUCUUCUGAAGAGAAAUUUACUUGAUACAGUAGGUUUUGAGACUUACACAUGAAACACUGGCUUUACAAGGUUUAAGAGAUGAACAGUAUGAAAAGGCAAAAUGAUAAG
Molecule: messenger RNA, 6777 nt
Organism: Capra hircus (goat)
Lineage: Eukaryota; Metazoa; Chordata; Mammalia; Artiodactyla; Bovidae
Gene: WNK3
Product: WNK lysine deficient protein kinase 3
Exons: 23
Coding region: 393-5765 (1790 amino acids)
Biological process (GO): monoatomic ion homeostasis; intracellular signal transduction; negative regulation of sodium ion transport
Cellular component (GO): cytoplasm; cytosol
Molecular function (GO): chloride channel inhibitor activity; ATP binding; protein serine/threonine kinase activity
Source: RefSeq, a predicted model, not a curated record